GACCAAAACGAUACCAUUGAUAUUACAGACAAUGAUAUUAGAGUUCUCGGCAAUUUCCCUCUUCUCCCGCGAUUACGACGUCUUUUGCUUGCCAAUAAUCGGAUCACACGGAUCGAUCCCCAACUCGCUGAAUAUCUUCCGAAUGUGAACACGAUAGUUUUGACAAACAAUAACAUUUCCGAACUAUCGGAACUAGAACCGUUGGGUGGGCUUAAAAAAUUACAAUAUUUGAGUUUAUUGGAUAAUCCCGUUACGAGAAAAAAGCAUUAUAGAUCGUAUGUCAUUUGGAAAGUACCAAGUGUAAGAGUGUUGGAUUUUAAACGAGUACGGAAGGUGGAACGAGAGGAAGCUCAAAAACUAUUUGUCACAGCAGAUGGAUCGGAAUCAUCGCUUGCCAAGUCCAUCUCGGAAACGGCCGCAAAGACAUUCGAGCCGGGCGAAGGCAUAUUUCCAUCUACGAAUAAACCUAAUGUUCCAACUCAUGGAACGACAACGUCCGAAGACCAGAACAAGAUCAGGGAAGCAAUAAAGAACGCAAAGACUCUGGACGAAGUUGCGCGUCUUGAAAAACUUUUACAAUCUGGUCAGAUACCGUUGUCUCAGAAUGAUGACGGUGGUGGAGGUGGAGGUGGGAGUAAUGAAGAGGAAGAAGAUGAUGAAGAGAUGGAUGAAGCUUGA
Messenger RNA from Paraglomus occultum, 678 nucleotides. NCBI's taxonomy places the organism in Eukaryota, Fungi, Glomeromycota, Glomeromycetes, Paraglomerales, Paraglomeraceae. The record is from the annotation of a GenBank genome assembly.